Ilyonectria robusta is the source of this 1131-nucleotide messenger RNA. RefSeq lists its product as uncharacterized. The transcript is spliced from 4 exons. NCBI's taxonomy places the organism in Eukaryota, Fungi, Ascomycota, Sordariomycetes, Hypocreales, Nectriaceae. The record is from RefSeq and is a predicted model, not a curated record. The coding region runs from base 1 to 1131 and encodes 376 amino acids.
AUGCGGUCCUUUUUAAAAAGGUUUAUUGGGGCACCCAAAGCCCGUCUCACAAUUCGACCAGCGUGCGACUUCGUCUUUCUUUUCGGGAGUGGAGAGGAAGCCCGUGGGCAGUAUCUUCGGGGUAAAUUGAUUUUGUUCGAGCCAAAUGGCGAGAGUAUUUUGGGGGUUCGAUUACGAAUGACGGGACGCAUCUUGCUUGGAGAUCAUCAAGCAGACACAGACGAAUCCGCCAAGUGGCUUUCUAAGGAAUUAUUUUUCCAUCAGUGGGAGCCCUUUCUGACCGAAGACCAAAUCAGCCGGACGUGUGCAAAUGGCCGGACAUACGAGUGGCCUUUUGAGCUCUUCAUCGAUGGAAAUCAAGAAGAGUCUUUCCGGGGAUGCAGCCGGUGCAGCCUUAAUUACAGGUUGGAGGCCUCGGCUUUCAGCGAAGACAAUUCUAACAGCUCCUGGGACUUUGCACCUAUCCGCAUCAUUCGUUGCCCGGCGCUGUCUGCAUACGAGCUAAUAGAUCCCAUAACAACACAUGGGAAGUGGGCUGGGAAAGUCGAGUACAACGUAUCGAUGGCUCACCAGGCGAUUGCUCUCGGGGGAUUGAUUCCUGUGGAUGCCCAGCUUGCAAAACUCGAGCCCGGAGUCCAAGUCGUCAAGGCUAGGUUCUUCUUGCGCGAAGUGCACUCAUUACAAGACGAAACUGUUCCAGGCCGGCUGGCUUAUGAAGGACAGCGUACUGUAAUGGAAUGGCCAUUGACGAUACACGACACACGAGGUCAGAUGCAUUCCUGGCAGCAGUGCCUUGACCUACCAAGGAUCGUCAGGAAGUGUUCUCCCGACUUGAGCGCCUGCAUGAUUUCGAUAAGUCACACAUUGUAUUUUGCGGUGACCUUGAUGCAAAGUAAUGGCACCGUAUCGGAGUAUGAAUCCUCGAUACCAAUUAUUCUAUUCGUUUCACCAGAGUUACCGGUCAAUGGCUGGGGCAUCUUUGUGCAGGAGAAUCAGAACUUCACCAGCAACGCGCUGGACAUACUCGCCGAAGGACUUCAUGUUCCACCCAAGUAUUGUAUAGACGAGAAGAGAACGGGAGACUACGAGAGCAUCCCUGAGAUCGCUCCGCCACCCUAUUGCGAACAUUGA